AUGUCUAGGUGUAACGUCCCUUGGGAUGAUAUCCAUUCCGAGAUCGUUAGGAUCACCGAGUCUCUUAGAAGCCUCGCUGUUUCAAGAGCCACGAGCCUCGAUCUCGAGACCAGAGCUGGAGAUUCCGAGUCAGGAUCCGACAAUGAUCAACCAGAAGGCCUGCUCGCUCUAGUCGAACCCGGAAAUAGUGGAUCGAAGCAUACCUAUCUUCUGAAAAGGGCCCCGCCAACGGAAUUCCCUCCACGACAAGAUGUCAAACGAGUCGUAGACGGUGGAAACGACAUGGCAUCUGUUUCUAUCCUCCAAGAUAGCCUCAAAUACUACGAAAAAGCGAGAAGAAUCUACGAGAACAAUGUUCAAACCCGGGAGAGACUUCUUGCAAUCAAUGCACCUGCUUCUCAAACUAUUGGGAAGGGACCCGAUGGGCCUGAGAAAUCCGAAGACUUAAUUCUUGACUACAUCCAGCAAAUUCUCAAGCAUAUCAACAAACUUCUCUCAGUGCAACACUAUGACUACGAUAGAAGCUGGGGUAGUAUGGUCGAUGAGCUUGAUCUAGAUGAGGGUUUCUUUGUCACGAAUAUCAGCAAAACUCACCAAUAUGGAGAACUCUACGAGUUCUUGGUUGCUACCAGGCUCGCCUUAGCCGAAUAUCGAAUUAUGGAGUCCUAUCACAUUUGGACGUCUGAAGAACUUGCAAAAUUCGGCAAGGAGAAACUCGGGAAAUACCUGGAGAUGAGAGACAAGACGAAUUGGACCCAGGUCUGGUACGAAGUUGGAGAGGAGCGAAAGCUUCUUGUCGAAUAUGUGAAAGAGUUCGAGGAAUACUACCAGGACAUUGCGGAAAUGCGUAUUAUGAAAAGCUACGGACAUGCGGUUGAAACAUUCCUUCCACCCCGAAAGCCGUACACUCCUUACAUCGACGACAUCAUCAGUGCCAGUCAUGACACCGGAAUCACGCACGAAUUUUUUGCUAAAGAAGUUUUGUUUCUAGCGGAAGAAAUGGCCACCGGGGAGAGCUUCAUCUCACAUUGCAUUCAAACCGGGGACCAGAACUAUUUGGCUCUCCGAUUUGAAGUUGAUAUUGGUGCCUUAAGGAUUGCAUUCAAUGGCCAUCCAAAUCCCAAGCGUUAUUUUUUUGCCAAGGACCGUAUCGAAAAACUCCGCUGCCUCCUCUUCAAGAAGAAGAAGGUUAAUGGGAAAUAUAUCGCAAGGGACACAUGGUCAGUUGCAGGUGUGAAGGUCUUGGAUAUCUUGGAAAAGGUUGAUGAGGAGGUGCGCUCUGAUGUGCUCGGACUUUUUCUUAAUGAUCCAAGGUCUCUUCCAGGUCUUGAAGCCGCUGAUUUCGGAUCUGAGAGUGAAGGUUCGGAGCUUGCAGAAUAUUCUGUGGAACCAUCUGAGUUUUAA
Molecule: messenger RNA, 1404 nt
Organism: Orbilia oligospora ATCC 24927
Lineage: Eukaryota; Fungi; Ascomycota; Orbiliomycetes; Orbiliales; Orbiliaceae
Exons: 2
Coding region: 1-1404 (467 amino acids)
Source: RefSeq, a predicted model, not a curated record